This is a messenger RNA of Lytechinus pictus (painted urchin), 6122 nucleotides long. Its product is annotated as putative nuclease HARBI1. The record is from RefSeq and is a predicted model, not a curated record. The transcript is spliced from 6 exons. NCBI's taxonomy places the organism in Eukaryota, Metazoa, Echinodermata, Echinoidea, Temnopleuroida, Toxopneustidae. Bases 690 to 1337 code for a protein of 215 amino acids.
AGGUUGUUUGCAGUUCCUACUGGUAUGGUUAGUAUUCCUGUUCAUUUGGUCGAUCCCUAUUAUCCUGAUUGAGUAUGGUACCGGUCGAUACACCAAGAAGGGUCCUAUAUCUUCAUUCAAAGAGCUUGCAGGGCCAAAGAGUGCAUGGGCUGGGGGUUGGAUUGCAAUCAUCAACUUAGGAAUAGGUGGUUACUACUGUGUAAUACUUGGCUGGUGCAUUUAUUAUCUCUUCUUUUAUGUGAGUCAUGAUCUACCUGGAAACUAUAAUGAAAGUUACUCAACUUUUUACAGCUUUACAAAUCUAUAUUUCUAACACAGAAUGAACUUGCCAGAAGACAACAAGAUAGACAACGGUUAUCCAUGUAUGAUAUUCCAGAGGACACAUUUCGGAGGAAUUAUCGUCUGGGAUUCAAUGAUUUCAGAUUUCUUUGCGAUCUCGUAAGAAAUGACAACGUCUUUCAAAGGUCUCGAGAAAACACACUCACCGUCGAGCUACAAAUGGCAACCACACUUCGGUUUUUGGCAAGCGGCAGCUUUCAGAAUGUAGCUGGCGAUGUAGCUGGGAUAUGUCAGAGCUCACAGAGCCGCUCGAUUGCCGCUGUCACUGAUUCCAUAUCUGCAAGAGCGGGUGACUUCAUCAAUUUUGGAGGCAUGGGUCAUCUGCCUCCAAAAAGGCAUCAUUUGCCGUGAUGGCCCAGAUGCGGAACACUCUAGGUUGCAUAGACUGCACGCAUAUCGCCAUCCGAGCGCCCAAAGAGAACGAGCAUCUGUACGUUAAUCGAAAGGAUCGACAUUCGAUCAACAUGCAAGCUAUCGUUGACCAACAGAUGCAUUUGACGAACAUCGUCAUCCGAUGGCCGGGCUCAACACAUGAUGCGUUCAUUUGGGACAACAGUCAAGUGUACAACGAUUUUCGAGAAGGUCAAAUCGCUCCUGGUUGGUUGUUGGGUGACAGCGGAUAUCCCCUUCAACCUUGGCUGCUCACUCCAAUCCCAAGGCCAGCGAACCCUGCAGAAGUGCGGUUCAAUAGAAGUUUGACGAAGACACGAGUGUGUGUAGAGAGGGCCUUUGGUCUACUCAAGUCACGAUUCCGUUGCCUAGAUGAUUCCGGAGGUAUAUUGUGCUACCCCAUCGAAAGAACAUGCAAAAUUAUUAUGACCUGCUGUGUUCUCCACAAUGUAUGCAUCGAGAGACGGAUUCCCCUACCCGGAAUGGAAGAAGAGUUGAAUGAAGAGAACAUCGCUGAUGAACACUUCAAACCUCAACAUGUGAACAACCAUCAUCGUGGAGGACUUGAAGCUCGGAAUAGACUAGUUACAACUUGGUUCGCCCAGUGAACAUUAUCCUCUUACCGGUAUCGUUGCUCCUCAAGGAUGAACCUACGCUGCUCUAGUGCCAAACGAUCCUUUUCGACCUGCAGUCUCUCCUGCUCAAUCUGAAGGUGUUCUCGCUCGAUACUCAACCAUUGCUCCCAAGUGGACUCGAAGUCAUGGAUGUCUCUUCCCUUUGCACUGUUCGUGCGUCUUCUCUUUGGAGUGUCACCUUCUUCAGGGGAAUGCUUUUCAUCAGGAGACAAUGUCGAUUGGCUUAGUCCUGGUUCUGAAUUUAAUGUACACUCGGCAAAAAAAGUUCUUGGACACUUAGAAAACUAAAAAAUUUCAUAUAGAUAUUUGAUUAAAGGCAAAUUAUUGUAUGUCAACAUGACCAGACAAUAUUCCUCUUCUAGUAUGACAUGACAUAUUCAUGUUAACAGUCAUGCAUGGGCGGUUAAAUGCUUUAAACAAUAGAAAUGUCAGUAAAAGAAAAUUGCAAGAAAUGGACCAUUCAAAAGCUAAGGUUCAUGGCCAUCCUGUAGGCAUACAUUCAACAAUUUCAACAGGGGGUUGUUCCCAUCGAGCGAACAUUGUCCAAAUAUUUCUGGAUGACCACAAUGUUCAGCGCUUGGAUCCAUGGCCCGCUUGUUCACCAGACAUGAACCCGAUUGAACACUUGUGGGAUCAGCUAGGAAAAUCGGUCAAUCAAAGAAUUCAACCAGGAGACACUCUUUUAGAUGUCCGGCGUUAUCUCCUGGAAGAAUGGGACAAAAUCACCCCAGAGCAAAUUCGCCGACUUGUGACAAGCAUGCGACGUCGAUGUGCUGCACUCAUUCAGAGCCAGGGUGGAUAAACGAAAUAUUAAAUUUUAUUCUUCUUAUGCCAAGAUACUGAAAUUUGACAUUUUUUUCAUCGACUAACUUUGACUUAAAAUUCAAGUGGAAUAGUGAUGCACCCAAGGUGGAUAACUUUCUCUUCUCUUUUAGAGUGGUAUUUGACUUUAAGUUUGCUUUUAUCAUUUAAUGGAUAUUUAUGCCACAUAAACUUUCACAACUGAAAGAAUGACUGAUCGUUUUAUUGCAAUUUUCUUUUACUGACAUUGCUAUUGUUUAAUGCCUGUAACCAGCCAUGCACUGACUGAUCCAUUUCUUGCAAUUUUCUUUUACUGACAUUGCUAUUGUUUAAAGUAUUUAACCGCCCAUGCAUGACUGUUAACAUGAAAAUGUCAUGUCAUACUGGAAGAGAAAUAUUGUCUGGUCAUGUUGACAUACAAUAAUUUGCCUUUAAUCAAAUAUCUAUAUGAAAUAUUUUAAGUUUUCUAAGUGUCCAAGAACUUUUUUGCUGAGUGUAUAUAGAGAUAUGAUUAAUUAAGAUCAUUAGAAGAAUUAUUGUUUGCCAUUUAAAGAAAUGGAAACAAAACUUUCUUUUCUAGUUAUUUAUGUUAAAGCAGAAUUUAUUCAUCAAAGUGAAGGAAAUACAUACACUUGCAGCAUUAAAUGCUGCAAACGCCAUACGCAACAGCUAGCUAUAAGCUAUGUAUUGUUUUUUUUUCAUGAACUUGUUUCAUCAUAAGAAGUGUGGAAGAUAUGCAUAGAAAGGAAGAGUGAUGGGGAGAUGAAAACUGGAGAGGGCAGAGAGAGAGAAAAAAAGAAGAAGAAGAGGAGGGUUUUUGAGGGGGUUUAGAUAUGGAUUUGGUCCGAACAAGACUUAAGAGAACGAGGUACAAAUAAUAAUUGUUGUCUCAAGGGUAUCCCAGCUGAAUAUGAUUUGAAUAGAAAGACCAUUGAAAGACCAAUGAUGUACAUGUAACUCUGCUAAAGUUAUGGGAAGCUGAACAUUUCAAAUCAUUGUUUACAUUAUACAUGUUUCUUAUAUUUAAAUGGUGAAAAAAUAUUUAAAAAGUAUUUCGGUUAUUAAUCCCAUAGUUAUGAAUGAAAUGGACACCAAAUGUCUCUCUAUUUACUGUUCCAGUUUAGUGUCACAUGCAAUUGGCUUUCCCUAUUUGACCCACAACUUUCCCGAAUUUAGGCCCGAGCUUAAAUUAAACCCGAGUUCAAAAAAUGGUCCACAGACUAAAAUAAAAAUCAAAACAAUGAUGUCAAUUUUAUAAAAAUUGCGGAAAGAAUAUCAAAAAGUUUCGUAAGAGGAUAAAGAAUUACAUAAUCUACAGUUAAAGGAAAUUUCUGAACAGAGAGCAAAGUCAAAGUCAUCUUCUAAAAGAUUAAAUUAAAUAACGAAUAAAAAACAAUGACUCACCGCUUGCAACUUGAAUUCGGUCAGAUGCUAGCUUGGCCAAUGUAUGCAAUGUAUCAAGGGCAUUUUGGACUGGAUCCUGUGGUUUGGAGGAAGGCGUUUCCAUCCCACCAACAAAGCCACUAAUAGCAUCAUCACCUAUGAAGGAUUGGAGCAGGAGCAGGACCACCUCCGGUUCUAUUUGAGUCUCUCUUUCUAGCCGCUGCCUUCUUCAUUGCUUUGCUUUUUUCAAUGGUGAACUUUCUCCUAACCUCUUCGGGAGUUCUUCCCCUUCCUGCAACCACAGACACCUCUGCCACCAUCCCUCAUGCAUUGUUCUUCAUUUGAUUGGUUAAAGAAGAUGAUAUCGGCUUUUGGAUGAAUCCUCUCUUGCGAUUACUUCGCUGGUGAGAGUCUCCACCUCAUCUGUCGAGUAAUUAUCGUGUCUCUUCUUCUCCAUGGCAUACAAUUGUUUUUUGUUUUUUUUUAACUCAACGAAUUUGUAUGCACAAUACCAAUAAACUAGUGACACAUGCCACUCCCACGUGGGUGUCUCUUGAUCAUUAAUUAUUUGCGCAACCGCACGCAGUGGCGUAUUGAAUAAAAAAGUGUUACGCAACAUUUUCCUACAGCUUUGCUAUUGGUUGAAGGGGCUUUCACAGGGAACUAACGGUUAUUUUGAUUGGCUGUCUGUGAAAAUAUGGGCGGGUACUUAGAAAGAUAUGACAGAGAAAUGACAAUGUUCAGAAUACCGAUUUGUGACAAUCAUAGCAGUGUCAUAUCUUGGGGAGAAAUUACAAAAGUUAUGACAGAGUUCCAGAAUACCGCCCCCGGUCUAUUAUUUGGACCAGUGGGGGGAAGAAUUAAUUGUAAAAUCAAUUAGAUAGUUUUCAGGUAAAGUUAUCUUGUUUUUCUUGAGACACACAAAAAACUGCAUUGAAAAACUUUAAACAAAAAAAACAAAAUAAAAAACAGCUUAAACAAUCCUGUUACGGACAUAUGUGAUAAACUGUCCAAUCUCAUUUUCAUUUGUCUUUCUUUUGCCAUUUUGUGACUUGGGAUUCUGACACCGAUUGAUGUGAGGGGCUCUAUAGCCGCUCUGUGAUUGGACCAAUCUCUUAAUUAUUAACAUGUGCUUAGGAAGAUUAUUGGAGCUAGAAUGUGUAAAAAUAUUGUUCAUAUUGACUAAAUGGAAUUUGUGCAGUGCCCUUGUAAGUUUGAUAAGUUUCUUUUGAAACUCAGCUUAUAUAGUUCGUGACAAGUGAAAAAAAGGAGACGAAUUGAAUACAAUGAUUACAGGGAUUUUAUGAGUACUUUGCUCCUACAUAUUUUGUAUACUUCUUGUACCUCUUUGUGUGAAUACCGGCCCUGUUUUCUUCUGUUGUUUUGGGGUGGUUUUUUUUUUUUUUUGGGGGGGGGGGGGGGGGUCAUAUACACAGGAAACAUGUCAAUCCUUCAUGGAAGCAAAUUCUGGAAAUAUGAAAGUGCAUUGAUGCUUGACAUUUCAGGAUGUUUAAUGUUGUAUACUGUUCAGUUUUCUAAUCCUCUUUGUUUUUUGUGUGUAGUUUCUUUUUUGUUUUGGCUGUGCUUUUCUACAACCUAUGAAUUUUUGUCUCGCCCACCAGAGGUGAAGGCGAGACUUGGGGAUCCUAAUGUCGUCCAUCCGUCCGUCGUCCGUCCAUCACAAACCUUAUGACACAUAACUCCGCAACCGUAAGUCACUUUUCAACCAAACUUGGAUGGUAGAUGGACUUGGGGGACCUGCAUGUAAUGCUGCAGUCUGGGGUCACAUGGUAAGGUCAAAGGUCAUUUUCAGGUCAAUGUUAAAGUUUACAUGCAAGACUCUCUUAUGACACCUAACUCUGCAAUUGUAAGUCACUUUUCAAGCAAACAUGGGUGGUAGAUUGACUUGGGGGACCUGCAUGUUUUGCUGCAGUCUGAGGUCACAUGGUAAGGUCAAAGGUCAUGUUCAGGUCAACGUUAAAGUUUACAUGCAAGACUUUCUUAUGACACCUAACUCCGCAACCGUAAGUCACUUUUCAACCAAACUUGGAUGGCAGAUGUACUUAGGGGACCUGCAUGUUAUGCUGCAGUCGGAGGUCACAUGGUAGGGUCAAAGGUCAUUUUCUGGUCAAUGUUAAAGUUUUGGUGCAAGACUCUUAUGACACAUAACUCUGCAACCGUAAAUCACUUUUCAGCCAAACUUGGAUGGUACAGUGUAGAUGUACUUGCGGGACCUGCAUGUUAUUGUUUUGUGAGGUCACAUGGUAUGGUCAAAGUUCAUUUUGAAGUAAACAUUAAACUUUACGUGCAAGACUCUUAUGACAAGUGUUAUUCCAUCCCAGUCAUUUCACAAUGAAGUUUCGAUACAAUUCUGUUGCGUGCACUCGCAAACCACAUGAUAUUUCUGGUUUGUUUACAGAGUACACUAUAAAUGAUUAAUAAUACAUUACAUUAUUAUGAGAGCAGGAAUUCUGAAUUGUUGCUAUAUCAUUUUUAAAUUAUAGAUGGCCUAUAUACAAUCAAAAUACAUAUUACUUUACUUACAUAUUAAGAAGUGUCAACAGAAGAUACACU